Microcebus murinus (gray mouse lemur) is the source of this 408-nucleotide messenger RNA. The record is from RefSeq and is a predicted model, not a curated record. NCBI's taxonomy places the organism in Eukaryota, Metazoa, Chordata, Mammalia, Primates, Cheirogaleidae.
AUGCGGAAGGCUUCUUCUGAGCUGUACUCUGAAGCCUGCCCCGGCGCCACGGAGUCCCAAGAGACCGACUCCACGGCGACCCAGGAGCAGAAGAAGCAGCAGCCAAGGCGCCGCCGCCGCAGCCGCCGUGGGGACAGCUUCGCCACCUACUUCCCCAGGGUCCUGAGGCAGCUCCACGUGGGGCUCAGCCUGUCCCAAGAGUCCGUGAGCGUGAUCGAUUCGUUCAUUCACGACAUCCUGGAGCGCAUAGCCCUGGAGGCCGGCCGGCUGGCCCGCUACACCCAGCGCGCGACCAUCACGUCCAGAGAGAUCCAGACGGCCGUGCGCCUGCUGCUGCCCGGGGAAAUCGGCAAGCACGCCGUGUCCGAGGGCACCAUGGCCCUCAUUAGGUACACCACCCGCAAGUGA